This is a messenger RNA of Lytechinus variegatus (green sea urchin), 1041 nucleotides long. It is a transcript of the gene ppt1, whose product is annotated as palmitoyl-protein thioesterase 1-like. Gene Ontology annotation, molecular function: palmitoyl-(protein) hydrolase activity. Gene Ontology annotation, biological process: receptor-mediated endocytosis; protein depalmitoylation. The record is from RefSeq and is a predicted model, not a curated record. Lineage: Eukaryota; Metazoa; Echinodermata; Echinoidea; Temnopleuroida; Toxopneustidae. The transcript has 10 exons. Gene Ontology annotation, cellular component: lysosome. The coding region runs from base 65 to 967 and encodes 300 amino acids.
UAGCAUCAGCUGACCUCUGUUGCGGUGUUUUCUUUGACUAUUUGAUUGCACUUGCCUACUAAAAAUGGAGCUGAAAAUAAUUUUGUCAGCAAUAUGUUCUGUAGUUUUUGUCGGUAGUGUAAGCUGCCAUUCUAAUUCAUCAUUGCCUCUUGUCAUAUGGCAUGGAAUGGGUGACAGUUGCUGUAAUCCACUAAGCAUGGGAAGCAUAAAGUCUCUGGUAGAAAAAAAAAUACCAGGCAUCUAUGUCAACUCUCUUGAAAUUGGAAGUAAUAUUAUUGAUGAUAUGGCCAAUGGCUUUUUCAUGGACGGCUUCACCCAAAUAAAAUAUGCCUGUGACAUCAUCGCCAAAGACCCUAAACUCAAGAAUGGAUACAAUGCCAUUGGUUUCUCUCAGGGAGGACAGUUCUUGAGAGCUGUAGCACAGAUAUGUCCAAAUCCUCCUAUGAACAACUUGAUCUCUGCUGGGGGCCAGCAUCAAGGUGUGUAUGGCUUUCCCAGGUGCCCAGGAGACAAUUCAACCCUCUGUAAUCUUGCAAGAGAGUUGCUGAACAUGGGAGCUUAUGACAAAUUUGUCCAGGAAAAUUUGGUACAGGCACAGUACUGGCAUGAUCCUCUGAACGAGGCGGAGUAUAGGCAAUACAGUAGAUUCAUUGCUAUCAUCAACCAAGAAAAUAGUGUGAAUGAGACAUACAAGAAGAAUUUGGUAAAGUUGAAUAAGUUUGUGAUGGUCAUGUUUGGCAAGGACACAAUGGUAGAGCCUAAAGAAUCAGAGUGGUUUGGCUUCUAUGUUCCUGGGAAUACAACUGAGGUGUACACAUUGAGAGAAAGCAAACUAUACAUCCAGGACAAGCUUGGCUUGAAGCAGAUGGAUGCUGACAAGAAGUUAGUCUUCCUCACAGCGCCUGGUGAUCAUUUGCAAUUCACAGAUGAAUGGUUUGAGGCUAAUCUGAUUCCCUAUAUGAAGUAGAUGACAUUCCAUAGAUGUACAUGGCGUUUGUUCGGUUAAGCAAAGAUAUUUGAUUACUCGGUAUUGAUGUUUGU